Lymnaea stagnalis (great pond snail) is the source of this 351-nucleotide messenger RNA. Lineage: Eukaryota; Metazoa; Mollusca; Gastropoda; Lymnaeidae. The record is from the annotation of a GenBank genome assembly.
UACUUCACCAACCAACUCAACUACACGGACGCUGCUGCCGUCUGUGCUUGUCUCGACUCACAUCUCUACAUGGCGGACAGCAGGGGAAAAUAUGACCUGAUUUCUGUCCUAGUGGGCUUUUCUGAUAACGUCUGGAUGGGUCUUGAUGAUAUGGCAACAGAGGGGACAUAUGUGUGGUCAGGCAGUGGUCAACAACUUGAUAUGGGUGGGACUUUAAGAGACCACAUCUUUGAUCACUCCCAGCCAGACAACCAGAACAAUGAAGAUUGUGUUUAUGAACAAGAAAAUUGGCGUCGUCUCAAUGACGCGUCGUGUUCGUUGACCAUGUCCUACCUUUGCGAGAAGACGUAG